This is a messenger RNA of Rangifer tarandus platyrhynchus (Svalbard reindeer), 501 nucleotides long. Lineage: Eukaryota; Metazoa; Chordata; Mammalia; Artiodactyla; Cervidae. The record is from the annotation of a GenBank genome assembly.
AUGACUGGCUCAUUACUUUUGGGAUACAAAUCUCCCAGUAAGAUGAUGACUGUGUGUCCUCAUCAUAAGGAUCUGAUACUGGAAGAGACCGUACAGAGUGGGGGGAGCUCCCCAGAGCCGAGGAAGCAGCCCCCCAAAACCGCUUCCGUGACUGCAGCUUCCCUUCUCAAGCCCCCAGGGAGCAGCGCCUUCUCAGGGCACGACUCCCUGCGACCCAAAAAUAACUACACAGAUAGGCGGAACGGGCCCAAGAAAGCACUUAGUUACCUUCUUAUCGCUUAUGGCCAGAACGCUGGAAACCUAACCCCGGGCCAGCCUUUUAUAGAGAGUCCCUCGAGCCCCGCCCUAGCAACUUCUCUUAGCAACGCCUCGCCCCGCUGCUCUGCCUUCUUAUCGGCCUCUGCCAGGCCCUUCCUGUUCCCCUCCCCCAGUCAGCUUUGCUCCGCUGCUUCAGGUCACGUGACUGUCCCCAGGGGAGGGGCGGUGCAGGCGAAAACGUGA